AAUCGGGCCUCUGGGUCAGAGGGCGGGUGCAGCGCUGAAUAAGUUUCACUUAAAAAGGCAUGGCACAAGUGUCCAGCCAAAAGCGGAUUGUUUAAAAACACAAAAAGCAUCGAGACAAAGAAAGGCUUAGGUCAAGAUGGCAGGCAGAUGAAAGAAGAUCAAUCGCCGCAAGUACUGAAGCUAGAAUCUUUAAAAUGUCAGUCCUUUGUAUCAAUCUUAUCACGUAGCAUUAAACCCUAGAUCCAUUUCACAAGAUGAGCUAAUGGCACCAAAUGGCAAAAACACUUGCCAGUUAUGUGGAAAGGCAAUAAAAGAACCAAAACACAGAAUUUACUUUUACGGAGAAAAGGGCAUAUGUCAACGCUUCACAUGCCAUGUUGACUGCUUUAACUGCAAUGUUUGUAAGAGAACACUUUCCAUGCAAAAUUAUUUUUUAUCACCUAGAAAAUUAUUUUAUUGUUGGGAACAUGCUGACUUUGAAUUGCCAAACCAUCACGAAAACCUAAUACGAGAAUUGCGCAAGUUUAGGGAGAUAUCUCGCGAAAACCUGAGUUGUUUGCAAAGUGGAAAGACGCCAUCCUCCCUUAAAAAUAAGCUAAGAUUGACAUUAUCAAAAUGUAGGUGCUGUUCAGAACCAUUGUUAUUAAAAAGCCGCGGGUUUUGGAAUGAAUGCACUGAAGAAAGUUGCCCGCUUUUAAACUGUUAUAGCCAGCUUAAUGAUACUAGAAAUUACAAUGUACCACUCUGGGAAGAAGAAAAUCAAAAUGAAGUGUUUUUUAAAAUUGAACAUUAUGAGGAAGAAAUUUAUGAGACAUGUUUUCUGGAAGAGCAGCAUUUCAAUUAUUACUCUGUUGAUGAACUUGUUGGUCCAUUAGUGAUGAGUUUAAAACAGGAAAUCAUUAAUAACAAAUUUUAUUAUAGAGUAUUAAUUCGAUCGUCAUCGCACGUAGUUGAAGGUUUAAUACCUGUCUCGUGCUUCUGCUCAAAAAAAUACAACGAAAGACAAGUCCUGGAGGUUUUAUGCAAAGAACUUCAAAUUUCAUCCUCACUUCGACCAUUCAAUGAACCUACUCCUAACAAGUUGUACUAUCUAGACAAAGUAAUGUUAAAAGAGGAAUUCAAAGUUGGCGUUGUCUUUAUUAACGAUGGUCAAAUUAAAGAGGAGGAUUUUUUCACUAACACUGGCCACAACUCUGAAUUCGAAGACUUCUUGUGUUUACUAGGUGAUAAAGUAAAAUUAAAGGAUUUUAAAGGCUACAACGGUGGUUUAGAUACUUCCCAUGGUCUUACUGGCGAACAUUCAAUAUACAAAGAAUGGCAGAAAUAUAAAAUUAUGUUUCAUGUUUCAACGUUGUUACCGAUGGAAGAACACGAUGACCAGAAAUUGCAAAGAAAGCGUCAUAUUGGUAACGACAUUGUGUGCAUUGUUUUUCUUGCUCCUGGUGCUCAAUUUGACCCUAAUUCCAUUAAAUCAAACUUUCUGCAUGUUUUCAUCAUUAUCCAACCUCAGUGGAUUGAAUCCGGCUUGUACUAUAAGGUGGCUGUUGUAUCUAGGGAUUUAGUGUUACCCUUUGGACCAGCUAUAUUUCCAUCAAAGCUCUUUAAAAAGGGUGAAAUAUUUCAGAAUUGGUUGUUCACGAAGAUUAUUAAUGGAGAGAGAGCAAGUUACCGUUCACCAAAGUUUUCUGCCAUGCAGGAGAGAACGCGAAGGCAGCUUCUCGAAGAAAUUGUUCACGACCAAGCUUGUAAGGAAGUGCCUACGCCAAGAAUUACCAGGAGUGCCUUUCAAAGAUUUCUGCCACAGAGAUCUAGUGCACGGUCCAGCCCACCAAAUUUUAACAUCAAAUCGAGGACUUUAGGACAAUAUCCGCCAUUAUUCAGUGAAAGUUUUGAAAACGGUAGUCAGCCGCAGAAAAAUUUCAAUCGCACGUUUUCAAACGGAGUUAGCCAAUAUCACGAUGUGUUCUUUAACGUUGGGACAUACAACCAACAGAUCGUACCUGGAGUUAAAGCUAUUCUUUCUGCUAGAAGCCGUGUGUUUAACGAGAUGCUCUUCCCAACCGAAUGCAACUUGUCGCAACUGCGAAGGAGAUCAUCUAUGCUUUCACGUACUCCUCCAGCACACCUCACUUUUAUGAGGUCGCAAACAAAAUGGUCUGAGCUGUGGAAAAAAGCUCGCUCAACGAGCCAUGAGAGUCCAUCACCGAAAUCAAGCAUUGUAGAUUUGCGUAAUCAAAAUUCUUCUGAGUAUGUUAUCACAGAGUUUGAGGUGAGUGAGUUCACAGCGCUGUGUGACUUCCUCCAUACCGGCGUGUGUGUGGUCCAUGUGGACAUUGUAUCCGGGCUGGCCUGUGCAGCGGAGUAUUAUGAUGUACCGGACUUGUUAAAUAUAUGUGUGGAAUGCUGUGCUGACUUGUUAAAUCCGCACAAUGCUUGUAUUAUAUUAUCAUCACUUCGAAAACAUGUUUUGAAAUACAAUGUUGCUGGUUUGCUGCAAAAUAUGGUGUUGAAAUAUAUUUCGGAAUCUGCUGAGCAGGUUUUCGCAUCGUUCGAUAUGUCUUCUUUGUCAGAAGAUUGCUUCUUCAAAGUUUUAGCCCAAGAUUUAAAAAUUAGCGAAAAGAAAAAGUUUAAAACUUUAAAAAAAUGGUAUGCAAGAAUUUCUUCGUUGGCUAAUUUCGUGCACGACGAACUGAAACCAUCACUUCUUUCCCACAUCAACAUGGCUCGGUUAUCCAAAGAAGAACAGCAAGAGGUAGCAAAAUUUAGAACUCAUUCGAUCACGAUUGAUACCUCCAGUAGCGCCGUGUGAAGUAUUUUGCAAGGUACUGGAUUUGAUGGCCGAAUUGGCUUAUUGUUUUGUUGUUUUCCCAGCAUGCAUUUUUGUUACCAACCUUCGUUUUUAUAUUUUUUGAAAUGUACGUGUGUUUAUGGAGAAAUUAUUUACGGCGUUUUCAUUUCUGUUUGCCAUCAAGCAAAUACCGAUUCUGAUUGGUUUGAGUAUUGACCAAUCCCCGUGAACUUCCUAUUUAAUUAAAUUAAAUUUGCCCGUUACGUCACGUCAGUUCAUUUUGCUGGGAAGGAGAAAAUAGUUAUUUUGUUUUGUGCGGUAAAAUUAUGCUAAUUUGAUGUUUUUUUGGUUUUAUUUUUUAUUCAUACGUGUUCAUGUAAAGAUCUCUGUUCAUAUUUCAAAGCAUCCUCUCUCAUUUUCUCUCUCUCAUCUUGUCUUUUUUAGUUCUAGCUCUGUUAUGUUUUUACGCGAAAUAAGAGAUUCGAUAAAUUGUAGUUAGUUAUAAAUAGAUUCAUCCUCGUAUAACCUCUGUGAUAUACCGAACUAAACUUAGGUGGAUGGAGUUUGUGUUCUCCACCGCUGAUGAUAUAUUGCUGUUGCGUCUUAAUUUUUGGGACGUUUUUAAUACCUCGUACAAACAUUUAAAAUUUUAAGUAUUCUUUUAAGCGAGAAAACUAUAUAAUACCUCCAACAGUUUUUCUCAUUUCCCAAAGUGUUCGGGAUACCGGCUGCUGCAAACGAAAAAGUAACAUGUGUUUUGUCUUGCAGAAUCUUUCAAUCUUUUUUGCUUCACGUCUGUUGUAAAGACGUUUAAGUCUGUGGGCUGGGUCCAGAUUUUGUUAAGCUCGUGUUAUAUUUCAGAUAAUCAAAGUUUUGCCAGCAGCACUUUUUGUAGUCUGAAGCAUACUCCAUUUUUUUGUAGUAUUUUAUUGUACCAUGUGCCUAGUAUUUAGCAAACGUAUUAUUUAAUGUGUUGUUACAGAUAUAUAUUUAUUUACUUAUUUGACGGUUGCCGAUAUUAUUACCAUGUUGUGUAUAUACAUCUCUAUUUAAUGCGUGAAGCGUGUUCGGCUUGUACACUUUGUAUAAUAUUUAAAAUAGUGUGUUUAAUUGACUGUGUUAUAUCGAGACGAAAAUUUUUGCCCAUCGUGUUUUUUUUUUGUUUAAUUUCAAUUAUAUAUAUUUUGUUAUUUCAUUUUUUGAUAAAAGAACGUUCGUGUCUCACGUGGAUCUGUUUAA
Molecule: messenger RNA, 4027 nt
Organism: Hydractinia symbiolongicarpus
Lineage: Eukaryota; Metazoa; Cnidaria; Hydrozoa; Anthoathecata; Hydractiniidae
Exons: 17
Coding region: 263-2809 (848 amino acids)
Biological process (GO): regulation of small GTPase mediated signal transduction; activation of GTPase activity
Cellular component (GO): cytoplasm
Molecular function (GO): protein binding; GTPase activator activity
Source: RefSeq, a predicted model, not a curated record